Drosophila sulfurigaster albostrigata is the source of this 384-nucleotide messenger RNA. RefSeq lists its product as uncharacterized. The transcript has 2 exons. Bases 93 to 314 code for a protein of 73 amino acids. NCBI's taxonomy places the organism in Eukaryota, Metazoa, Arthropoda, Insecta, Diptera, Drosophilidae. The record is from RefSeq and is a predicted model, not a curated record.
AAAAAGAACUAAACAAAUUCAUGGAAAUUGCGUUAGGCAUAAAAGUCACAAGUUGACCACAUCGCCACACCAGUCAACGAAAAUCUAUCAACAUGAAAUUCUUCCAAUUGCUGCUGAGCCUGUUCCUGGCAAUCGUGCUCUGCACUAUGCCUUUGAUCAAGGCCCAGGAAAUUCCACCAAUUCCCACAGCGGCUCCAACCCCACCCAACGGUGAAGCCGGCGCACCAGCUGGACCGGAUGGACCCCCAACUGCUCCAACCACCAUCCAGUCACCUGAAGUGAGCACAAUCUACCCCAACUAUGCUGGAAAGUAAAUCACGAAUUCAAUUGAACUUUAAGUUUCAAUUGCCAACAAGAAUUUAAUAAAUUUGCAAAUCAAUUCCA